Molecule: messenger RNA, 2050 nt
Organism: Punica granatum (pomegranate)
Lineage: Eukaryota; Viridiplantae; Streptophyta; Magnoliopsida; Myrtales; Lythraceae
Source: RefSeq, a predicted model, not a curated record
UAGGCAGGGGUGCGUAGAAUCCGACGUGGCAACUCGACCGAUCCUCUCCGCCCUCCCCACAGACAAUCCUCCACCAACGAAUACCCCCUGUCCGUACCGCCCCAUUCCACAGAAGCGCGAGUGGCUCUCUGACGAGACAAGAUCCCUAAAUCGAAGAUUACAUACCCACCAAGAAAUCAGAAUCAAUUCCCCGCUUCUCCCCCAUAUCUGUUGCCGGGUUCAAGCCAUGUGGAGCGGCGGGGGCGGCAGUGUUUACUGGGGCUCGAAGGGCGGAGAAUCCCGGGGGAUCGUGGUGGUCUUCGGGUGGGUGUCUCUCCAGGAGAGCCAAUUGAGGAGCUUCGUGGAGCUCUAUUCCUCUCUGGGUUGGAAUUCCCUCGUUUGCCAUGCCGGGUUUCUCAGCGCGUUUUAUCCCGAGAAGGCAACGUCUCUGGCAUUCUUUGUUCUGAAUGAGCUGCUUGAGGAACUGCACAUUAAACCGUGCCCCGUAGUCUUUGCAGCUUUCUCUGCUGGCUCCAAGGCGUGCAUGUGCAAGGUCUUCCAGAUUGUAGACAGAAGUGGGAAAGGUCACUUGAACUGGGAUGCAUAUCGUUUGGUCAGAAACUGUGUCUCCGGGGUCAUGUUUGAUUCAAGUCCAGUAGACAUUACGCAUGAUUUGGGUUCCCGGUUUGCUCUGCAUGGCUCCAUCCUAAGUAGGCCUGGACCAUCAAAGGUCGUUUCUUGGAUAGCAAAAGGUGUUUCAUCUGGUCUAGAUGCUCUCUAUCUUACUAAAUUUGAAUCCCAGCGGGCUCAGUAUUGGAAAAAUUUGCACUCCUCAGUGUGUAUGGAAGCUCCGUAUCUCAUUGUAUGUUCAGAAGAUGACAGUCUCGCUCCGUAUGAAACUAUCUGCACUUUUACCCAGACUCUGCAAAAUCUUGGCGCAGAUGUUAAGAUUUUAAAUUUGAGUGGAUCCUCUCAUAUAGGUCACUAUAAGAAUUAUCCGAUCCAAUACAGUGAUGCUAUGGCCACGCUACUGGAGACAGCAGCUUCCACAGUUUUCUCAAGAAAACUACAGCGGCUAGAGGAAGAGAGACUUGAGGGUCAGCACGAUGAGAUCUCUGAGUUGAUUUGUGACCUCCAGAAUGCGGCAGUAAACUCAAACCAGUGCCUCAGAAGGGUCUCAUCAGGACCUGGCGACAGCUUUUCCCUCACAAGUUCCACGCACGACAAUGGCAGAACCUCAGAGGAUGAGCACAGAGAAGCAUCAUCCUCAAACUUGAAUCUUCUGCAGAAUCCCCCUACUAUCAGUGCCCACAGCAUCCUUGGACAGAUGUUAUAUGAUGUUUGCGUCCCCAAGAAUGUCGAGGGUUGGGAUAUUAAAUUCUCGGGCUCUUUGAAUGGACAGCCUUACGCAUCUUCCAGAAAGCUAUCUCCCUCCCACAACAGUAAAUGCCUUCGGCGCUCGAGAUUAUAACAUUGGAAUGGAGUAACUACAGGAAACUUUAUCUGAGUUCGUCACAAGUCUGACCCCCAACAAUUCGAAAAUGGUAAAAGUAGAUGUGCACGAGAAUUGGGAAAUUUUGUGGGUUGUCAUGCUAAAGGAUGGAGUCGGUUUCCCUGCCUUGGCUUUGGGUAUAUUCCUAGCAUUACCUUGUGAGGUGAGUAAUACAAUCUUGUGGACACAUCCGAGAUGGAUUUCGUCUAAUCUUGAGGCAUGCAGUAGCUUGGCAACAGUGAGCAAUAAUAAUCUUUAUGCCAAAGUUCUGAGGUAAUGGGUUGCAGAAAUUCGCGGCAACACUGUAAAUAUGUAUAUCAACUGUAUAUGAUUUUCCUUUACUAUGUGGUUCUAGGGAACAUGUGUGACUCUGGACUUUGGUAUCUUGUAUGCAAGUUAGUGAGCCUUUGGAAUUUUAUCGGAUGUCUGCAAAGGGGGUAAACGGUGAGAGCCUUUUGAUAAUAGACUUCAAGAGACUGUAAUUAGUUAACAAAAUCAGAAAUCAGACAGGAAGCUUGUCCUCCGGUCUCUGAAGCUGUGAACUUUAUGAAGGAUUUGUUUGUAGUGAUGUCCCAAAAA